GUUAAUAAGGUUAAGACAGAUAUAUCAGGAUGAGUGCCGAAGCUAUGUCCAAACGUUCGCUCUUAGCUGCAAUUGCCGACGAAGACUCAGUCACUGGCUUAUUGUUGGCUGGAGUUGGUCAAGUUUCCACUGAACCAGGUAAGGAAACAAACUUCUUGACCGUUGUUCCAGGUAAGACCACCACUGAAGAAAUUGAAGAAGCUUUUGAGAAGUUUACUACCGAAAGGGACGACAUCGCAAUCUUGUUGAUCAACCAGCAUUUGGCUGAUUUGAUCAGAUACAGGGUUGAUAACUACACGGCUGCUUUCCCGGCAAUCUUGGAAAUUCCUUCAAAGGAUCACCCAUACGAUCCAGAAAAGGAUUCCAUUUUAAAGAAGGUUAGAAGACUUUUUGGUGAGUAAGUAAUUGACUAAGCUCAUCAUUUUCAACACAAGCAAAAUAUAAAAAAGUAACUAUCAAUUGUAUAAUCAACGUUAUCUUGGUGUACCAUACCAAUCAUUCACUUCUUUGCCGCUACUGGCCUAGUCUACAUAGAAACAAUAUACACGUAUUUAAAACUGGAGUACGUAAUAACUUUUUUUAUAUGAUCGCCUUUUGUAUUCAAUCUAAAUAUAUACU
Messenger RNA from [Candida] anglica, 618 nucleotides. NCBI's taxonomy places the organism in Eukaryota, Fungi, Ascomycota, Pichiomycetes, Serinales, Debaryomycetaceae. The record is from the annotation of a GenBank genome assembly.